Molecule: messenger RNA, 2882 nt
Organism: Prosopis cineraria
Lineage: Eukaryota; Viridiplantae; Streptophyta; Magnoliopsida; Fabales; Fabaceae
Product: probable acyl-CoA dehydrogenase IBR3
Exons: 17
Coding region: 137-2641 (834 amino acids)
Molecular function (GO): flavin adenine dinucleotide binding; oxidoreductase activity, acting on the CH-CH group of donors
Source: RefSeq, a predicted model, not a curated record
CUUCCUCGACUUCCGUGUCAUCUCUUUCUUUGAAAUUCUGAAUUAAUAUUAAUAUUGAUUAAAAUAUAUAAACAUUGGGUGCAUUGAAUCUCUGGAUUAUUGAUUCUGACGAUCGUGGUCGCAUUCGAAGUUGGAUAUGGCGAGGAGCACAUCUGAGCUUGUCCGCCAAGUGAAACCAACUAAGGAGUUCGAUCUCAGCGCCUUGUUUCGCUAUGCGUCCGCCAAUAUCUCAGGCUUCCCUCACUCUCCUUAUUUGAAUAUCUCACAGUUUGGGCAUGGGCAAUCGAACCCCACCUACUUGCUGGAAGCGCGCUCAGGCUCAGGGGAUGCGGUGAAGCGUUAUGUACUAAGGAAGAAGCCUCCAGGAAAAUUGUUGGCGUCAGCUCAUGCCAUCGACAGAGAAUUUCAGGUCCUCCAGGCGUUAGGAGUUCAUACCCAAGUUCCAGUUCCUAAAGCUUUUUGUUUUUGCAAUGAUCCAAGUAUACUGGGAACAGCUUUUUACAUCAUGGAAUAUUUGGAGGGACGCGUAUUUGUUGACCCCAAGCUGCCAGGAUUGGCACCAGAAAGGAGGAAGGCAAUUUACCGGGAAACUGCCAAAACUUUAGCUUCCUUACAUUCUGUUGAUGUGAACUCCAUUGGACUGGGAAAAUAUGGGCUGCAUGCGGAUUAUUGUAAAAGACAGGUUGAGAGGUGGGGUAAGCAGUACAUUGCUGCAACCAGUGAGGGUAAGCCUGCAAGCAAUCCUAAAAUGUUUGCACUGGCUGAUUGGCUUCGGCAUCACAUUCCACUUGAAGAUUCUUCAGGAGCAAUGGCUGGCCUUGUCCAUGGAGAUUUUCGGAUCGAUAAUCUUGUGUUUCAUCCCACUGAGGAUCGGGUCAUUGGCGUACUUGACUGGGAAUUGUCAACCCUUGGUAACCAAAUGUGUGAUGUUGCAUUCAGCUGUUUGCAUUAUAUUGCAGACAUUGGGCAUGACAAAAUAUAUAAAGGUCUGGAACACCAUGAAAUUCCGGGAAUUCCUACACAAUCUGAAUAUUUGGCUGAAUACUGCUCUCUAUCAGGAAGAAAAUGGCCUGUUGCAGAGUGGAAGUUCUAUGUUGCCUUUUCUUUAUUUCGUGCAGCUUCAAUCCAUGCAGGAGUGUAUAAUAGGUGGAUUAAGGGAAAUGCUUCAGGGGGUGAGCGUGCUCGUUACACAGAUCUACUUGCAAAUGGUUUCAUAGAUGCUGCUUGGGAAUUUAUUGAGCGCAAAUAUGUGCUUCCUCAACGCCCUCCAUCUGCAGGCAGGCCAUUUAACUAUGCAAGUCUACAACACUAUUCAAAAGAAUUUGUGGAUGAGGCUGACAUGCAAGGCGUUUCAAAUGCAGAAAAGUUUGUUCCUAGUAAAAAGGUUUUGAAGCUGAAGAACAGACUAGUCAAGUUCAUGGAAGAACACAUAUACCCAAUAGAAAAAGAAUUUUAUGAACUUGCCCAAUCUAAGUCACGUUGGACUGUUCACCCUAUGGAGGAGAAGUUAAAGGAGUUGGCGAAGAAAGAAGGCUUGUGGAACUUGUGGAUGCCUAUUGACAGUGCUGCCAGAGCAAAGAAUAUACUCCUUGAUGGGAUCAAUAAUGACCUCUCUGGUGAUGCACAUGACUGGUUAUGGGGGGCUGGUCUCACAAACCUUGAAUAUGGGUACCUUUGUGAGAUAAUGGGUCAUUCUGUAUGGGCUCCACAAGUGUUUAAUUGUAAUCCACCUGACACAGGUAAUAUGGAGGUUUUAUUGCGCUAUGGAAAUAAAGAGCAAUUACAAGAAUGGCUUAUUCCUUUGCUCGAGGGGAAGAUUAGGUCUGGAUUUGCCAUGACAGAACCACGUGUUGCAUCUUCUGAUGCAACCAAUAUUGAGUGUUCAAUCAGAAGACAAGGAGGAGAUUCAUAUAUCAUCAAUGGGAGAAAAUGGUGGACAAGUGGUGCCAUGGAUCCAAGAUGCAGACUUCUGAUAGUCAUGGGGAAAACUGACUUCAAUGCAGCCAAGCACAAACAGCAAUCUAUGAUCUUAGUGGAUAUUCAAACUCCCGGUGUUCACAUAAAGAGACCAUUAAUGGUGUUUGGCUUUGAUGAUGCACCUCAUGGGCAUGCAGAAAUCACUUUUGACAAUGUGCAAGUGCCAGCAAAAAAUAUUAUACUGGGUGAAGGACGUGGAUUUGAAAUUGCUCAAGGUAGGUUAGGCCCAGGAAGGCUGCACCAUUGUAUGAGACUGAUAGGUGCCGCUGAGAGAGGCAUGCAGAUGAUGGUUGAAAGGGCUGUGAAUAGGAGAGCAUUUGGGAAGUUAAUUGCUGAACAUGGUUCAUUUCUUUCAGAUUUGGCCAAGUGUCGAAUAGAGCUAGAGAGGACAAGAUUGUUGGUGUUGGAAGCAGCCGAUCAGCUUGAUAGAAUAGGGAACAAAAAAGCUCGGGGGAUCAUAGCCAUGGCCAAGGUAGCUGCACCAAAUAUGGCGCUUAAGGUGCUUGACAUGGCAAUGCAAGUGCAUGGAGGAGCUGGCAUAUCAUCUGACACAGUGCUGGCGCAUCUGUGGGCCACCGCAAGGACAUUGAGAAUCGCUGAUGGUCCCGAUGAAGUCCACCUAGGCACCAUAGCCAAGUUAGAAUUGCAGAGAGCCAAGCUUUAAGUUCGUCUGUAUAUUUGUUCUUUCCACUGGAACAGCGAAAGAAAAUGUCUCUUUUAUCACCACGAGAAUAAGAAGCCAGAAAUUCACUGGAUGAUCUAAGACUGGCUAGAUGACUUUUCCGAAAAGACCUGUUGUGUGAUAAUAAGAAGCCAAUCCAUUUCUUGUAGAUGGAUAGAUGGAUGUCAUGUGAUAAAACAUGGAUCUUGAUUUAUAUCUUAAAUUCGAUUUUUAUUUAAUUAAA